Labrus bergylta (ballan wrasse) is the source of this 1813-nucleotide messenger RNA. NCBI's taxonomy places the organism in Eukaryota, Metazoa, Chordata, Actinopteri, Labriformes, Labridae. The record is from RefSeq and is a predicted model, not a curated record.
AUGUCCUGUUAUUUUGUUUCUGCAAACUCAAAGCUGCAGCAUCAGCAGGAAUCCGCCAAACUGAAAAAACUCAUAAAGACUACGGAGAGAACUACAGCUGAAAAAUGAGUGCCUCUAAAAGUCAAAGCAAUUUUGAGUCCAAGCUGAAGGAUCUGCAGUGCCACUUCACCUGGGCUCUCGACCUCGAGAAGUCCCAACUUUUACAUUUAAAGGACAAGCUUGAGGACAUCGGCACCGAGAAGGGAAAUCGAUGGCUGGGCCACAUUUACAACCUGCGGGGGUUUAUUGAGCAUAAGCUGGGGUUAAAUGAAGAGGCUAAGAGUUUGUUUCAGAAGGCUACGGAGGCACUCAAUGAGCUGAGAAAGGCAGAUGAGGGUCCUUGGUUAGUGGUGAACUACGGGAACCUGGCCUGGCUGCACCACCACCUGGGAGAUCAAGCGGAGAGUCAGGCUUACCUGUCAAAGGUUGAUGCCCUGAUGGAAAAAUACCCAUCUCCAUCCCAGGGCGAGCUCCAUCCAGAGAUCUGCGCUGAAAGGGCCUGGACGCUGAUCAAAUUUGGUAAAAAGGUACAGCCGCAAGCUGCAGAUCUCUUCGAGAAAGCCAUCAGGAUGCAGCCGGACAGGGUGGAGUGGAACGCCAGCUAUGUCUUAGGUUUAGCGCGUGCCAGUAAGUACAGCGAAAGCGGGGUAGACGCUAGCUCCCUGAAGAAAAUGGAACGCGCAAAGAAUCAGAAUCCAAAUAACUUGUACCUCGCUGCUGUCUACCUUACACAACUUGCCAAGAAAGGACAAAAAGUUGAGGAUGAAGCACAGAAGUUGGCAAGUCAGAUCUUGAGAAAUCCCGUCAGCAGCUACAGCGGUAUAAAGCCAUUACUGAGACUUUACACAUACUACAUAUCUGUAGAUGAGGCCAUUGAUUUGGCAGAGGAUGCUCUGAAAAAACAUCCAGAUGAGCGUUAUCUUACGAGGUGUGUUGCGCUCUGCUACAAGUGGAAGAUCUUGUUUUUUUUCAGAAAGAGUCGCCCAAGGCCAGGCAUGACAGAGAGGGCAAUCAGUCUCCAUAGAGAGGUUAUUUCUCUUUACCCUAACUCUUCAUUCAUCAAGAAAAUUGAUCUUGCAAGUGUGUACGCAAAGUCAGACAAGACUAAAGCCGAGGAGAUAUUCCAGAAACUGCUCCGAAGGGAUUUGGAGCCUGCAGACAAACAGGUGCUUUACAACCGAUUUGCAAAGCACUUAUACUGUGAUAAACAGGAUCACCAAGGGGCAAUGCAGUUCCACAUGAGGGCUGCUUCGAUAACAGUCGAGUCCUUCUUCCGUGACGACAGCAUCAAAGCUCUGAGGAGAACAAAAGACACAACAAAGUGGAACCGAAAGAGUAAAGAAAUAGAAGAGUUUCUAGCUAAGCUGAAACUGUAGUGUCCUCCAGAAAAAUGGAGGUAGUGUAUCACCUAAAAAAAGAUCAGGAGCACUCGCAAAAAUGAAGCUGAGGUGGUUUAUGAAAAUCAUACAAUGAUUUCAAACGGUGAAGUUUUACAGCAGCCUCGAUUAGUUUCAGUGUAAUUAAGAUUUCUUUGCAGGGAACGCUAAAAUAAGAUAUAUUUUUUUUAAGUUUACAAAUCGAUCAAUGUUUGACAAAUUCAUACCGACAUGUAACAGGAGUCCCUGCUGGCUGUGUUUUUGUCGGCGCCGUGUAAACAUGGACGGGACAGCCUUGAAUGUCAUGCAAGAGUUUUUAGAUUACGGUCAUUCCGUGUCAAUUAACAUGCAGUGUGAAGGUACGAACUAACUAAAGAGCGCUAACAUUAGCAUGCUAA